Rotaria sordida is the source of this 2253-nucleotide messenger RNA. NCBI's taxonomy places the organism in Eukaryota, Metazoa, Rotifera, Eurotatoria, Philodinida, Philodinidae. The record is from the annotation of a GenBank genome assembly.
AUGGGUGGCCGAUCUGGGAGAAAUCGGAUUCCAUUAGAUGACCCCUUCUUGAAUGGUGUGCCACCUGUAGGACCCUAUCCUCCAGGACCCUAUCCACCAGGCAACGAUCCAAUUGGUGGAUUAGCUACAUAUGGUCCUUAUCCACGACCUUGUUCUGGACCUUACCCACCUGGAUCAAUGGGAAACAUGUAUGGACCACCACCUAUACGUCGACCUAACAAUUUAGGUGGUCGAUAUGCUCAAGGUUUUAAUCGAGCGCCUAGUAUGGUUCCGUGGAGUUAUGGAAAUUAUUAUUUGGGUAAUACCACAAUGCAGACAAUACCAUCUAUGUUUAAAAAAGUAGCUCAAUUAGGACAGAUACAGGCACUGUCUGCACUUGCGAAUCCUAGUUUAUUAGGUCCUGCAGCAAUGAUGCCAUGCAUGCCAGCGAUGCCAUGUAUGCCAGCGAUGCCAUGCAUGCCAGCGAUGCCAUGUAUGCCAGCAAUGCCAUGCAUGCCAGCAAUGCCAUGCAUGCCAGCAAUGCCAUGCAUGCCAGCAAUGCCAUGCAUGCCACCAAUGCCAUGCAUGCCACCAAUGCCACGCUUGCCAGCAAUGCCAUGCAUGCCAGCAAUGCCAUGCAUGCCAGCAAUGCCAUGCAUGCCAGCAAUGUCAUGCUUGCCACCAAUGCCAUGCAUGCCACCAAUGCCAGCAAUGCCAUACAUGCCAAUGAUGUCUUCUAGCAUGCCUUCUUCAUUCAGUAUGUCAAUGGCUGCUCCAAUGAUGGCUGCUGCUACUCCAUUACCUGUUGCAUUUAAUCCAUUAGUUCAAGGUAUGUAUCCAAUGGCAUCAAUGUGUCCUGUUAACUGGAUGACUCCAUCAUCGUUUAUGUCUGCUUUAAUAUCGGGUCCUAUGCCUUAUCGUCCACCAGUAUUUGAUUUUCCUAACAAUAUUGGUAUGAUCAUGACUAUUCCCUAUGGUACAUCGAAUCCUUUACUUUCAUCACCAAGUUAUGAUUCAUCAUUUAAUUACGGUGUCAGACCUUUUUCGUGUUAUUGGCCUGAUUCCAUGCCACCAGCAACAACACCUUCAUAUCCAAUGAUUAGUUAUUAUCCACAACCAUAUCCUUCUGUAUAUCCUGUUCCUCCAGCACUACCUUAUAUUCACAAUACAGCACUUCAAUCGUCUGUAUAUGCUGGUAUGCCAACCACAAUAGCUGGUUAUAACCCACCAUUAUCUAUACCAAGGGACGCUUCACUUAUGCCAUCACAAGGUGCUGUUACAAAUGUUGGUUUUACUCAACCUGCAGUACUGACAACCAAUAGCAAUUUGACUACAUCUAAAUUGAUAAAUAGUCAAUCAACAAAAUGUUCAUUACCAGUUUACAAUACAACAGAUCAAUCUCAACUUUUAAUAGGUCGAAAAGUUAUAUCCAGUAAUUCUAAUCUUCCAAUCAACUGUGAUGAACGUUCAGAAAUCACACCAGAUACACUCAAAUAUCGAUAUAAAAUCUCUCAAACUCAUGAUACUACACCUACUCGACUUCGUCGUCAUGUAUCAUCAACCUCUCGUUCUAAUUAUAAAUCAACUACAUCUCGAGGUCGUAGGGAACCAACUUUACCUCCUAUAUUAAAUGGAUAUCUUAUAUCGGAUUCUGGUUGGUUACCAAAAAUUCCUGAAUCUAAUGCAAUAUCAUCUAUAUUUGAUAGUAAAAAACGAAAACGAAAAUCAUAUACAAUUGAAAAUGGUACAUCAGUAAUAGCUCCAACAAAUAGUCAUGUACCAUUUAUUUCACGACGACGUUCUCGUCAUGGAUCAAAAUCAUCAGCAUCUGAAUAUGAUUGUGUUAUAUGUCAGCAACAACGUGAAAAACAACGUUUACGUGGACAUUUUAAUGAAUCAACGAUUUCAUCAUUAUUACAAUCAUCAAAAGGUUCACGUCAACAUCGUUUAUCGUCGAAUGAAUCUUCCUUAUCAUCAAAAGCACAUUCACCAAAAUCAUAUAAACAUGGUGAUCAUAAAUCAUAUCGUCGUCAUCGAAGACGAAUUAAACAUCAUAAUAAGAUAUCAUCAAAAAAAUCAAAUUCACCACGACAAUCACCCAUGCGUGAACGACAACAAGAUGAUACAAUCCAUGAACUAGAAGAAAAAGAAAUUGAAAAUCAGGAAAUGGAAAAACAUUUUAUUGAUGAUGAUGAUUAUAUUCAUGAUUCAGAUAAUGAACAACUUGAUCAUCGUGAAUCACCAAUUAAUAGUUUAAGAUCAUCAGAAGAAUAA